AAAUAUUUGGAAGAAGCCUUGCUAUUUACUAGAUUACUUAUCUUAGAUACUUUAUCAGCACUUAAUGCUUCACAAAGAGAUAAAGCACUUAAAUUAUUUAUAUCUAGUCAUCAACUAGCUCCUAAAACAGACUUUGUUUUUGGAGGAGAAUUACAAGAAAUUAUAAAAAAAGGGAAUAGAGAAGCAAAAUUUUUUAAUGAUACUCUCUAUCAAUGA
Scutellospora calospora is the source of this 216-nucleotide messenger RNA. The record is from the annotation of a GenBank genome assembly. NCBI's taxonomy places the organism in Eukaryota, Fungi, Glomeromycota, Glomeromycetes, Diversisporales, Gigasporaceae.